Toxorhynchites rutilus septentrionalis is the source of this 658-nucleotide messenger RNA. RefSeq names its product endocuticle structural glycoprotein SgAbd-5-like. The record is from RefSeq and is a predicted model, not a curated record. The coding region runs from base 267 to 572 and encodes 101 amino acids. The transcript has 3 exons. NCBI's taxonomy places the organism in Eukaryota, Metazoa, Arthropoda, Insecta, Diptera, Culicidae. Gene Ontology annotation, molecular function: structural constituent of chitin-based larval cuticle. Gene Ontology annotation, cellular component: chitin-based extracellular matrix.
AAGACGCCAGUCGGUUCAUUAUUCUACGGCGGUCAUAAGUUCAGAGGUGUCCUCUCUCGGUGCUCACGCGCUAAGCAGCUAUUAAAACCCCCCGAACGAAACCGUCGCCGUCGUCUUCCCAAAGUGAAGUAGCAUUUAGUUAGUUAAAGUUUGUGCGCGCCAAAGUUAAUCGCGAUCGUUUACGGAUUGUUCACAGAGCGCGAAUUUUCCUCAACCUAGGUGCUGUACCAUUCUGCGACGAUUAGGAUAGCCGGCUGUUUACAAAGAUGAAGCUAUUGGCUGUGUUCGCUUUCGUUCUUCUCUCCUGCCACCUAACAGCCGCCCAGGAUGAGGUUCAGAUUGUGCAAUUUACUAACGAAAAUAAUGUCGAUGGUAGCUACAACUUUGCCUACGAGCAAUCCGAUGGUCAGAAGCGCGAGGAGAGUGGAGUCCUGAAGCCCGUUGAGGGUGCCGAGGUGCCUGCGAUCGCUGUGAGUGGAUCGUACGAAUUUACCGAUCCCAAUGGACAGCGUUACCGUGUCGAUUAUACCGCUGAUGAGCGCGGAUAUCGACCGACUGUGACUAAGCUGUAAAAUGGGGUUAUGUGUGAACUGUGCAAUUAAGAUAAAACUUCUCUGCUGAGCUAGAAUAUUAUAAGACGAAUAAAAAUCGGCUCACA